AUGCCAAUAUUAACAAAUGUAACGGAUGCUGAACAAAGUCAUAAAUUUGCUAUUUGGGCUGGAAAAUGGAAAUUAACACCUAAAGAUAGAAUUCCUGAUGAUGAUAAAUUAGCUGUAUUUGGAAAAAAGAUUACAAAUCCUAUUUGUUUGGCUGCCGGAUUUGAUAAAAAUGGGGAGGCCAUAGAUGCACUUUUUGAUCUUGGAUUCGGUUACGUGGAAAUUGGAAGUAUUACUCCUGAACCACAGCCGGGAAACCAAAAACCAAGAGUUUUUCGUUUAACUCAUGAUAAAGCAAUAAUCAAUCGUUACGGAUUUAAUUCGGAUGGUCAUAAAAUGGUAGAAAUUCGUCUUCGUGAUCGAUUAAGAAGAUUUAUUCUUCAUAAAACAAGACUUCUUCAAGAAACUUUUUCAUUAAUCAAAUCAUCUUCACUUGAUGAUGAUCCUUUAUUAUCUGAUUCUUUGGGAAUUAAUAGAAGUUUAAAAGAGGGUAAAUUAUUAGCUAUAAAUUUAGGAAAAAAUAAAUGGAGUGAUCCAAAUUCAGUAGAUGAUUAUAUUAAAGGAAUAAAAAGACUUGGUCGUUAUGCUGAUAUAUUGGUUAUAAAUGUUAGUAGCCCUAAUACUCCGGGGUUAAGAGAUUUACAAAGGAAAGAAAUUUUUAAAAAACUUUUAAAUGAGGUUGUGAUUACUCGUAAUGAAUUAAGUAAUCCACGUCCUGCAUUAUUAGUUAAGAUUGCACCUGAUCUUUCAGAUAAAGAAUUAAGUGAUAUUGCUGAUGCAGUGAUUGAAAGUAAUAUUGAUGGUAUAAUUGUGUCUAAUACAACCAUUUCAAGACCAGAAACUUUACAAAGUGGUGGAUUAAUCAAUGAAAUAGGUGGUUUAUCUGGACCUCCUUUAAAACCUUUAGCUUUAAAUACAUUGGAAAAAAUGAAUAAACUUACCAAAGGAAAAAUUACUUUAAUUGGUUGUGGAGGAAUAAGCAAUGCUAAGGAUGUUUUGGAAUAUGCUAAAGCAGGAGCAACUUUAGUACAAUUAUAUACUAGUUUAAGUUAUGAUGGUGCGGGCAAAGUAAGAGAAAUUAAAGAUGAAUUAAUUAAAGAAUUAAAAGAUCAAAAAUGGAAUCUUGAAGUUGCCAGAACAAAAGAUGAUGUAACAAUUGAUGAUUUCAAACAGAGAAUAUUUCAAACAGAGAAUAUUUCAAACAGAGAAUAUUUGCUAGAUAUGAAACCAGGAUUAAAUACAGAUGUUUAA
Molecule: messenger RNA, 1248 nt
Organism: Diversispora eburnea
Lineage: Eukaryota; Fungi; Glomeromycota; Glomeromycetes; Diversisporales; Diversisporaceae
Source: the annotation of a GenBank genome assembly